CCCUAUUACUGGUUGUAUUCUUUUCCUUUUUCAGUUUUUCGAAAUUUGGUUUAUAAAAGAAACCUCACCAUUCCAUUUCUUCCCAUAAUUAGCUUCAGAACUCGACAACAUCACAUAAUUCCAUUAGUUGAGUUCGAUCUGUAAUGGCAGAGAAGCCGCAGCCAGUUGAAGUACUAUACUGUGGGGUGUGCGGGUUACCAGCUGAGUACUGUGAGUUCGGUGGACCUGACUUUGAUAAAUGCAAACCCUGGUUGAUCCAAAACGCACCCCAUCUCUACCCAGAUCUCCUCAAAGAAUCAAACGGAACAGAAACAGAUAAAGUGUCUGAUAAGCUUCAGUCGACUUCAAUCUCUCAAGGUUAUUCAGCAUCUAAACCAGAAGAAGUCAAGCGUCUUCCUGGUGGAAAGAUAAAAAAGAAAGACAAGCAAGAAAUUAUUAUUGAAAAGGUGACGCGGAACAAGCGGAAAAGCAUCACAACCAUCAAAGGCCUCGAACUUUUUGGUGUUAAACUAAGCGAUGCUUCCAAAAAGCUUGGUAAAAAGUUUGCUACUGGAGCUUCCUUGGUGAAGGGACCAACUGAGAAGGAGCAGAUUGAUGUUCAAGGAGACAUAGCUUAUGACGUUGUGGACUUUAUUACAAAAACCUGGCCCGAUGUUCCAGAAUCUGCAAUAUUCUUUAUAGAAGAUGGAAAAAAGGUUCCCGCUGCAUAAACUUAGGAGAUUCUUUGUUCUUGUUUGCAGCAAGGUGUUUUAUUAAUGUGAUGCUCAUAUGAAUACAUAAAAUUUUGGAAUGAGAGUUUGUAUUGGAGCUAUUGAUGCUCCUAUCCCGUCGAACCCUUUUCCCUACAGCAACUAAGGGAACCCAAAAACAGAAUGAGUUUUUGCAGUUUAGAUAUGGUUUGGUUUGCAGCAUAUCUGCUUGUACAGUUGCUGCAGUACUAUUUUAUUUCUGAAAUUUGGUAUUAUACUGUAUUUAGUGAUAGUUUGUCUCUUAUUAUUGAAUGA
This is a messenger RNA of Lycium barbarum (goji berry), 1004 nucleotides long. RefSeq names its product translation machinery-associated protein 22-like. The record is from RefSeq and is a predicted model, not a curated record. The transcript has 7 exons. NCBI's taxonomy places the organism in Eukaryota, Viridiplantae, Streptophyta, Magnoliopsida, Solanales, Solanaceae. The coding region runs from base 144 to 710 and encodes 188 amino acids. Gene Ontology annotation, molecular function: translation initiation factor activity; mRNA binding. Gene Ontology annotation, biological process: translation reinitiation; formation of translation preinitiation complex.